This is a messenger RNA of Labrus mixtus (cuckoo wrasse), 3219 nucleotides long. RefSeq names its product frizzled class receptor 10 (gene fzd10). Lineage: Eukaryota; Metazoa; Chordata; Actinopteri; Labriformes; Labridae. The transcript has a single exon. Gene Ontology annotation, biological process: non-canonical Wnt signaling pathway; canonical Wnt signaling pathway. Gene Ontology annotation, cellular component: plasma membrane. The coding region runs from base 730 to 2481 and encodes 583 amino acids. Gene Ontology annotation, molecular function: Wnt-protein binding; Wnt receptor activity. The record is from RefSeq and is a predicted model, not a curated record.
AUCUUUCUUAUGCAAAGUAGCUGUCUUUGAAGGCGGAUCUUUUGGCAGGUUAGACCGGGACGGAGGCUCCGACCAGCUCAGACGAGCGCUGCCACCAAACGCACCAACUGCCUGCAGACGGGAGGAGCGUGAUCCUGCCUCUCUGGAAUAUAUUAACAAUUCAAACUGGGGAUAUUUAUUGUACUUAUAUCACUGCCUCGGUAAUUGUUCCGGGUGCCUCGUGAGCAGCCAUUCCCACCGCUGAAAGGACUGAAGGGAAAUUAUUUUUGUUGCUUUUGAACAAGUUUUCGCACAAGGACUGGCACCGCUCCGCUGCACGGACAGACACCCCGGAAAAGUGACAUGAAACGUGAGGACGCGAAAGUGAGCAUUUUGGAGACACGCAGGGAAGAAACCGGAGCACAUUAUCAUUCAUCUUUACUUUUAGCAGACUGAUCUGCGCGGAGGAGCAAGACUGAAGAAGUAGAUCCAACAAACUAAGCGCGUGAAAGCAUGGACCUGAACGCACGCGACCAACAGAGAGGAAACAUUUUCGGACUGUUUUCGGAUUUAUGUUUUUCUUAAAUCCUUGAAACCUAAAAUGAGGAGUCGCUGGUCCUGCGACAGAUAGUUCUGUAAGUUUUUGAUCUCACACACAAACAGUGGCAGGGUUUCAACAGUGAGAGAAACUUGUUUGUUGUGGCAGCGGUGAACACUUGGCCUCAUUUUUCUUCAGAUCAAGAGGGGAGGAUGUGUUCAGCUGUUAAAGUGAGCCUGAUUUGUGUGCUACUGGUCCUGUGGAGCGAUGGGGGCUCAGCCAUCAGCUCCAUAGACCCGGACUGGUCAGGAGAGGGGAGAUGUCAACAGAUCACCAUCCCCCAGUGCAAAGACAUUGGUUACAACAUGACUCGAAUGCCAAACCUUAUGGGCCACGAUGACCAAAAAGAGGCAGCGAUAAAGCUGCAGGAGUUUGCGACACUGAUACAGUUUGGAUGCCACAGUCAUCUUAAAUUCUUCCUGUGUUCGCUGUAUGCGCCCAUGUGCACCGAGCAGGUGUCCAACCCCAUCCCAGCAUGCAGAGUGAUGUGUGAGCAGGUCAAGCUGAAAUGCUCACCCAUCUUGGAGCAGUUUAACUUCCCCUGGCCUGACUCUCUGGACUGCUCCCGGCUGCCGACCAAAAACGACCCCAACAACCUCUGCAUGGAGGCGCCCAACAAUGGCUCUGACGAGCCUCCCAAAGUCUCCCACACCCAACCUCCAGACUUCAGGCCCCAGCGGCCUCUCAGCGGGCAGGACUUGCUCCUGAAGGACAGUGGCAGCAGGCAGACAUGCAGCAAUCCUGGCAAGUUCCACUUUGUAGAGAAAAGCGAGUCCUGUGCUCCUAAAUGCUACCCCACAGUGGAUGUUUACUGGAGUCAAGGGGACAAGCAGUUCUCUCUGGUUUGGAUUGCGAUCUGGUCCAUCCUCUGCUUUGUCUCAAGCGCCUUCACUGUGCUCACCUUCCUCAUAGACCCGCAAAGAUUUAAAUACCCAGAGAGGCCGAUCAUCUUCCUCUCCAUGUCCUACUGUGUUUACUCUGUGGGCUACCUCAUCCGACUCUUUGUGGGAGCAGACAGAAUAGCCUGCGACAGAGACAAUGGAGUCCAGUAUGUUAUCCAGGAGGGUCUGGAGAGCACCGGCUGCACCAUUGUCUUCCUCAUCCUGUAUUACUUCGGCAUGGCCAGCUCCCUCUGGUGGGUUAUACUGACCCUCACAUGGUUCCUGGCUGCAGGGAAGAAGUGGGGUCACGAAGCCAUCGAGGCAAACAGCAGCUACUUUCACCUGGCCGCGUGGGCCAUCCCGGCAGUUAAGACCAUCAUGAUCCUGGUGAUGCGGAAGGUGGCGGGGGACGAGCUGACGGGCGUGUGCUACGUGGGCAGCAUGGACGUCAAAGCUCUCACCGGCUUUGUGCUCAUUCCUCUCUCUUGCUACCUUAUUAUCGGCACUUCUUUCCUGCUGUCCGGCUUCGUCGCCCUCUUUCACAUCCGUAAGAUCAUGAAAACAGAGGGUGAGAACACUGACAAGCUCGAGAAGCUGAUGGUCCGCAUCGGGGUCUUUUCUGUGCUCUACACUGUACCAGCCACCUGCGUCAUCGCCUGCUACUUCUACGAGAGGCUCAACAUGGACUACUGGCGCAUCCUGGCCGUCGAGCAGAAGUGUGUGGAGGGCGGCGGGCCUGAGUCGGACGAGUGUGUCAUGAAGACGUCCAUCCCUGCUGUGGAGAUCUUCAUGGUGAAGAUCUUCAUGCUGCUGGUGGUGGGCAUCACUAGCGGCAUGUGGAUCUGGACCUCAAAGACAUUACAGUCGUGGCAGAAUGUGUUCAGCAGGAAGCUAAAGAAGAGGACAAGGAGGAAGGCUGCCAGUGUGUUCACCAGCAGCAGGCCUUACAUCAAACCUCACCCGUCUCUCAAAGGCCACAGUACCAAGUAUGAGCCUACACGGCCUCCUCCGACAUGUGUAUGAGGUGGCCCUCUUUUUUAUUAUGAACCCCAAAAAUACUUGUAAAGCCCUUACCUAAAUGAGACUUUGUAAUCAGAGUGCCCUCAAAAGACUCAAGGUUCAUGUUUUAUUUAUGCAAACUGCAUUGAAGAUCAUGGGAUGUGGGGUUUUUUUUGUAUCUUGAGCCAUCUCACGCAACAAGAGCUGCCUUUGUUUGAGAAAAAAAUCUGCUUCUCCUGGAUUCAUUUAUCCUAUUGAGAAACUUGGUGGAGAGAAAAAAAUUCUUAUUAUUCCCAAGACAAAAAGAGUGGAAUAAACCAUUUGGAUGUGCCAUGGGGUUACUUGAAUAAUGUGCAAUAGAUGUUUUUUUUUCCCCUCACAGGCAGAAAAAGACACUUGUACUGUUAGUGAAAGAUUGCAGACAAUGAGAAGACCCCAUAGAAAAUGGAGGCAAAUGGUCGGAUAGAUGAUUGUUGUGUCUGCAGGCUUUUGAAUGGAUAUCGAGGCAGUUUCAUAAAUGUUUGAACUGGAGUGAGAGCAGCUGUUGAAAAGCGCUCAGGACCUUUCCGAACUGCCCAUUGUGAGGCAAAGCCCCGCCAUAAAUUAAUCAAGCACUCGUUAAUGAAAACUUAUUUGUACACGCUGUGGAGUUUUUCCAUGUUUUUUCUUUGCUGUUUUAUAGCACAAGGGAACGUUUGUAUAUAUUUCUAAAAACUUGAGAUUUUAUAGAAAAAUUAAUAAAACGUUUUAGUUUUAAAUGUU